This is a messenger RNA of Polypterus senegalus (gray bichir), 1016 nucleotides long. Its product is annotated as natural killer cells antigen CD94-like. The transcript has 6 exons. Lineage: Eukaryota; Metazoa; Chordata; Cladistia; Polypteriformes; Polypteridae. The record is from RefSeq and is a predicted model, not a curated record. Bases 79 to 855 code for a protein of 258 amino acids.
CCUGCUUGCUCUCUUUAACUCUCUUUUUCCUUUUCUUAUUUAGUUGCUGAUUCUGUGCUGUAUGCAGAAUAGGAAAAGAUGUCUGUGCAAAUCACCUACGCAGAAGUAAAUGUGAAAAGAGAUGGAAAAGACUGCGAAGAAACAACUGGUUUCAAAUCUCUAGAGAGAAAGACAGCUUCAUCAAAAACAACAAAGUCCUCCUCCAGAUAUUCUAAUUUUGUGUGUGCGGUGAUGGUUUUCUUAUUUCUUCUAGUUAUCAGCUUGAUCAUAAUAGUUGUUUUGCAUAGGGUGCACAAAAACACACCUGAAGCAAGUCUACAUGGCAUCUGCAAUACUAGUAACACAACUGAUGAGUUAACCAGUGAUCACAGAAAUGAGCUUCAGUGUAACAAACUCUUGGAAAUGUAUUUCUACAUGGAGCAUCUGAAAAAUAGCUGUAUUAGCAAAGGAGGAAAUGCAGGCAUGGACUGCCUUUUAUGUCCUGUUGGGUGGCUGGAACAUUUGAAUAAAUGCUAUUAUAUUUCUAAAGAAAAUAAAACCUGGGAUGACAGCAAAAAUUUUUGCCACUUGUUUGAAGCCCACCUUGUUAUAAUUGAGAACAGUGGUGAACUGGAUUUUCUUCAAAGUAAAAUGAUACCUAAAGAAUACACUUACUGGAUUGGGCUGUGGAAACCAAAUACUUUUGAUGGCUGGACAUGGCUUGAUGGCACACCACUAGACAUUAAAAGAUCUCCAUUUAAAAUUGUUCUUGGCUUAAGCAACAGACAUGCCUGCAUAUCAAAGAAACACAUUACUACAGCAAUGCAGAAAAAUCGACGAAUGUGGAUCUGUGAGAGAGAAGCUGUGCCUGUGUAGCUACUUCUCAACAGAAACUACAAAAGUAAUUAAGGAUUAAGGCUGGAUUAUUAAGAAGCAGGUUGUGUCUUUCUAAUAUAACAGUUGCAGAUUAUUUCAGUUUAACAAUUUAAUUGAUUUGAUUUGUACUUUUUGUGUAAUUCUUUAUUGUGUAAGGCUAU